Molecule: messenger RNA, 930 nt
Organism: Knipowitschia caucasica
Lineage: Eukaryota; Metazoa; Chordata; Actinopteri; Gobiiformes; Gobiidae
Source: the annotation of a GenBank genome assembly
AUGUCUCUCUCUGGGCUCACAGGGACGUGUCUCUGGGAUCACAGGGACAUGUCUCUGGGCUCACAGGGACGUCUCUCUCUGGGCUCACAGGGACGUCUCUCUGGGCUCACAGGGACGUCUCUCUGGGCUCACAGGGACGUCUCUCUGGGCUCACAGGGACGUCUCUCUGAGCUUACAGGGACGUCUCUCUGGGAUCACAGGGACGUCUCUCUCUCGGCUCACAGGGACGUCUCUCUGGGCUCACAGGGACGUCUCUCUGGGCUCACAGGGACGUGUCUCUGGGCUCACAGGGACGUCUCUCUGGGCUCACAGGGACGUCUCUCUGGGCUCACAGGGACGUGUCUCUGGGCUCACAGGGACGUGUCUCUGGGCUCACAGGGACGUGUCUCUGGGCUCACAGGGACGUGUCUCUGGGAUCACAGGGACGUGUCUCUGGGAUCACAGGGACGUCUCUCUGGGCUCACAGGGACGUGUCUCUGGGCUCACAGGGACGUGUCUCUGAGCUCACAGGGAUGUCUCUCUCUGGGCUCACAGGGACGUGUCUCUGGGCUCACAGGGACGUGUCUCUGGGAUCACAGGGACAUGUCUCUGGGAUCACAGGGUCGUGUCUCUGGGAUCACAGGGACGUCUCUCUCUGGGCUCACAGGGACGUCUCUCUCUGGGCUCACAGGGACGUCUCUCUGGGCUCACAGGGACGUCUCUCUGAGCUUACAGGGACGUGUCUCUGGGUUCACAGGGACGUGUCUCUGGGAUCACAGGGACAUGUCUCUGGGAUCACAGGGUCGUGUCUCUGGGAUCACAGGGACGUCUCUCUCUGGGCUCACAGGGACGUCUCUCUCUGGGCUCACAGGGACGUCUCUCUGGGCUCACAGGGACGUCUCUCUGGGCUCACAGGGACGUCUCUCUGGGCUCACAGGGACGUCUCUCUGA